Molecule: messenger RNA, 2520 nt
Organism: Phyllostomus discolor (pale spear-nosed bat)
Lineage: Eukaryota; Metazoa; Chordata; Mammalia; Chiroptera; Phyllostomidae
Gene: GJC2
Product: gap junction protein gamma 2
Exons: 1
Coding region: 180-1466 (428 amino acids)
Biological process (GO): cell communication
Cellular component (GO): connexin complex
Source: RefSeq, a predicted model, not a curated record
GCAUUGUCCCACAUCCCUCCUCCCCACCCUCCUGCUCUUCCUUGUCCCCUACCCAGGGUUGAACUUUGCUCUUUGUCCUCAAGUCCCACCAACCCCCACUCCUACAUUCCCUCCCACCCUCCUCCUCCCGACCGGGGUUGAGCUCUACUGUGGCCCACAGGUUCCCGCCCCCCGUCCCUAUGACCAACAUGAGCUGGAGCUUCCUGACGCGGUUGCUGGAGGAGAUCCACCACCACUCCACAUUCGUGGGCAAGGUGUGGCUCACGGUGCUGGUGGUCUUCCGUAUCGUGCUCACUGCUGUCGGAGGAGAGUCCAUCUACUCAGACGAGCAGACCAAGUUCACCUGUAACACAAGGCAGCCAGGCUGCGACAACGUCUGCUACGACGCCUUCGCGCCCCUGUCCCACGUGCGUUUCUGGGUCUUCCAGAUUGUGGUCAUCUCCACACCCUCUGUCAUGUACCUUGGAUACGCUGUGCACCGCCUAGCCCGCGCUGCGCAGCACGAUCGCCGCCGUGUUCCCCGCCGCAGCCCUGGGCCCCGUGCGCCCCCCGAGCCCCUGUCACUACCCAUGCCAUCCCACCGGAGCUGGUCCCAGCCCAUGGACCUAGGCGAGGAAGAACCCAUGCUGGGCCUGGGGGAGGAAGAUGAUGAGCGGGGAGCGGCAGAAGGCCUGGGCGAGGGGAACGAGGUGGAGAAUGAGAGUGCUGCCAAGGGUCCCGGUGGGGAUGCCAAGGCAGCGGGGACCCCGGGCCGCAACGGGCCGCACGAUGGGCGACGGCGCAUCCAGCGCGAAGGCCUGAUGCGCGUGUACGUGGCCCAGCUGGUGGCACGGGCCGCCUUCGAGGUGGCCUUUCUGGUGGGCCAGUACCUUCUGUAUGGCUUUGAGGUGCCGCCCUUCUUCCCAUGCAGCCGGAGGCCCUGCCCACACGUGGUCGACUGCUUCGUGUCGCGGCCCACGGAGAAGACAGUCUUCCUGCUGGUCAUGUACGUGGUCAGCUGCCUCUGCCUGCUGCUCAACCUCUGCGAGAUGGCGCACCUGGGCCUGGGCAGCGCGCAGGACGCUGUGCGAGCCCGUCGCCCCACGGCUGCCGCUCCCAGUCCAGCACAGCGCCCGCUGCCCUGCCCACUCCCCGCCACGCCCGCAGGUUUGGCCUGCCCGCCUGACUACAGCCUCGUGGUGCACGCAGCGGAGCGCACACAUGCCCGCGACCCAGAUCUGGCCAGCCUGGCACUGCGGGCCCUGCGGGACCGGCACACGCUCGGGGACUGUAAUCGCCCACCCUGCUCCAGCCUCCCCGCGCCCGCCCGGGGUCCCCCGAGGGCCAGUGCGUCCGUAUCCGGGUCAGGCAGCGCUACGUCCGGGGGCACGGGCGGGGGCCAGGGCCCGCUGAGAGCCAAACCCAGGGUGAACUCGGAGAAGGGCAGUGCCAGCAGCAGGGAGGGGAAGACCACCGUGUGGAUCUGAGGUCCCGCGCCCAAUGCUUUCAGUUUUCUCUUCAGCCAGGCACCAGUGGGGACUUGGGGAUAAAGCUGGGGACUGGACGCACUGGAAGCAGAGCACCUCUUUCUCCUCUUCCUCCUCCCUCUCCCCUCCCCCUCCUCCUCUUCCUUCUCUUCCUGGGCUGGCAGUCCUCCUUGGGAGAGGCAGGAAGGGGAAGGGCACCACUGCUGGGUAUCACUGCCCCUUCCCACCCAAGCCCCCUCUCUGUCCUGGAUAAGAGGGGAGGAUGGGCCUGGCGACCAGGAAGGGUCUCCAGCUCUGAUCCUAACCACCCCCUCCAACAAGUGGGCUGGACUGUGGCUAGGGUACUGCCCCACCCCCCACCACAUCCAGAGGCACCUUGAACUGCUCUGGACUGGGUGCCCAAUCCUUCCCUCCGAGCCUCCCCGGGAUGGGGCCAGAGCCUCAGGACAAGGGCUGUGGACAGAGUGCCAGGCCUCCUCUUUGCUCCCCUGCAGCAGCCUAGGUGUGAUGCCUAGGGGUGCCUGGUCAGGGCAUUGGGGGUAUAGUUGCUGUCCCUACCUGCUGCAGCAGCCAAUGGGGCUGCUUUACCAACACCCUGGCCCCCAGACUAUAUGCUGCUUCCUGCAGAGCAAGAAGCAAUUCUGAGUCUUCUUCCUACAUGAGGGAAACUGAGGCAGCCCUGGGCUGUGCCUCCUCCUGCCUGGGUCCUCUGGGCCCCAGUGAAUGAGCUGCUUGUUCUUCUCCUCAGAGAGAAUGUGGGUCAGGACUACAUCCUGCCUGGGGUCCCUGGCCAGACAUUUAGGCUGAGGCCCUAGAAGGCUGGGGUGGACGUGGCCACACCCUUUGAACUUUACAGCUGCCUGACAGGGGUCCUUCCUCUGGGACAGACUUGAAGUUUUCCAAAGAUGUCAGUCUACCUUGCUGCUGGGACCAACAGGGUGGUGGCCAGAGGUGUGGCUUUGGUGGUGCUGGGGGAAGAGGCUCUGGAGCUCCUAAUUCAGACACAGCCUCCCCAACAAAGAGUGUAAAAUAAAAAACUAACUUUUGUUUACAA